CCCCCUUCAUCUAACCAGGAAGUUGUCUUUCUUUAGAAUCCGGCAGAAAGAAAUAAAGAAAGACCUCCGAGUAAUGCAUUUCUGCAACAAGAACAAAAAAAUGAUUCACAUUUUUGUGUGCUGGUUGUUGCUUUUGCUCUCCGAUUAAUCUUUUUUCCCCUGUUUUGGUAUUUUUAGAGGCUUGAAUUGAAUAAAUGGCCGCCGUUGGGCCCGACAAUCGGGAAGUCGCCGCUGGUACGGAAGAGGACGUUGAGUCUGGUAGCAACCGCGGUCAAAAGGAUUUGGGGAGAGACUCCAGUUUUGGGAAGAAAUACGAGACCUACCACAAACAAAAGGAGUUCGGUACAUGGCAAACACUGCUGUUGGCCUACCAAUCUCUUGGAGUUGUCUAUGGGGACAUUGGAACAUCUCCUCUCUACGUGAUGUCAUCGGUGAAUUUCAAAGACCCUACCGAGGAGGAUUUCCUGGGAAUCCUCAGUCUCAUCUUCUGGACCUUGACUUUGAUCCCUCUGAUCAAGUACGUCUUCAUCGUUCUUCGAGCUGAUGAUCAUGGAGAAGGCGGUACCUUCGCGUUGUACUCAUUCCUCUGCCGGCAUCUCAAGUUCAAGUCCAAGCUCACAAUUCAAGACACCAAGUUACCAAGUGAUGCCAGUAUGAGGUAUUACACAGAAGGAAGUGCCAUAAAAUCUAAGACCAAGAACUUCAUUGAGGGAAGUCCAUCGUUCCAAAACUUGCUAACUUUUGUUGUGCUCCUCGGAACUUGCAUGGUUAUCGGUGAUGGCGCCCUGACUCCUGCGACUAGCGUUCUCUCAGCCCUCGUAGGGAUUCAAUCUCUUUCCGCGAAGAUAACACAAAGUUAUGUUAUUGUCAUGUCUGUUGUGCUUCUCCUUGCUCUCUUCCUUUUCCAAAGAUUCGGAACCAGCAAAGUCGGGUUCUCCUUCUCUCCAAUCAUGCUAUUGUGGUUUUCCUCAAAUGUCAUGGUCGGUAUUUACAACAUCUGUAAAUACUAUCCACCGGUUCUCAAGGGCCUAUCGCCGCACUACAUGAUCAUAUUCUUCGUGAGAAAUGGCAUGGCCGGAUGGGCAAUCCUCGGUGCAGUAUUCUUGUGCGUAACAGGGGGUGAAGCCAUGUUCGCUGACCUGGGCCACUUCAAUAAGAGGUCUAUCCAGAUGGCUUUCUCUACAUUCGUCUUCCCGGCAUUGGUGAUUACAUACGCUGGUCAAACGGCUUACUUGAUCAAAAACCCUGGUGAUAUGAGCACUGCCUUUUAUAGCACCAUCCCAAAGGCAGUGUACUGGCCAAUGUUCGUCAUAGCUACCUUGUCUGCAAUCGUUGCAAGCCAGUCCAUGAUAUCUGCCAGCUUCUCCAUCGUGAAGCAGUCCCUAGCCCUCGGUUGCUUCCCUCGCGUUAACAUGAAGCAUACUUCCUCCAAGUAUGAAGGCCAAAUCUACUCUCCAGAAAUCAACUAUAUUCUCAUGGUUAUCUGCAUCGCCCUCGUGGUAGGUUUCAGAGAUGGUGUUCAAAUAGGAAAUGCAUACGGUGUUGUGGUUAUCUGGGUCAUGAUCAUAACAACAUGCCUGGUUACUUUGGUGAUGCUGGUCAUUUGGGACCUAAACUUUCUCCUCAUUAUUGCGUUUUUCGUGCCUUUCAUAAUCAUCGAAGGCAUCUUUAUGACUUCUUUGCUCAGCAAAAUCCUUGUGGGAGGGUGGGCACCGUUUGCAAUUUCGUUCUUCUUCUUGAUAAUCAUGCUUUCCUGGACGAGAGGGAGGAGCAAGAAGACUGCCUAUGAUGCCGAGAGGAGACUGAAAUCGGCUGAACUGAGCGAAAUGCUAUCGAACAACAGUCUUCAUCGACCCCCCGGGAUCUGCUUCUUCUGCACAGACCUUGUCAAUGGGAUCCCUCCAAUCAUCCGCCACUACAUUCAGCACACGGGUUCUGUACGCCAAAUUAUGGUCAUUGUCACGAUAAGGACUCUCCCAAUCAAGUCUGUCCUCCCGGAGGAACGUUUCGAUGUGGGCCAACUGGGGGUCGAUGGGGUUUACAGGUGCUUGGUCCAGUUCGGUUACAAGGACUCGACGAGUCUUGAGGGAGACGAUUUCGUCGCCUCCGUUGUGGCUAAACUCUCCGAGAUUGCUGAAUCCGCGGAAGAGGCAGAGAAGUUGAGAGGAGCGAUGGAGAAGGGAGUGGUGUUCGUGACUGGGCGGACUAUCCUCAAGUCGAAAGAGAGCAACGGUUGGCUGGACCGCUUUGUCGUUGACAAGCUGUACAGGUUUUUCCAGAAGAAUAGCAGGUCUGCGGUUGCAUCGCUCAAGGUGCCCCCCGGAAAAACACUGCAAGUUGGGAUGCUCUAUGAAAUCUAGGACUGGAAAAUUCUAAGAAAACCAAACUGCCAGUUUUGUUGUUGUAGAUCAGUUGCUGGUUACUUUUGACACAUUAAUAAAUUAAUAAAGCCAAAGCCCUUAGGCCUAUAGGCAAUUUUGAUGGCUUCAUUAUUUCCUUGCUUUCUAUGUGUAGACAUGUCUUAUGCCCUAUGGUAUCUUUUCUUUUCUUUU
Rhododendron vialii is the source of this 2552-nucleotide messenger RNA. Its product is annotated as potassium transporter 26-like. Lineage: Eukaryota; Viridiplantae; Streptophyta; Magnoliopsida; Ericales; Ericaceae. Gene Ontology annotation, cellular component: membrane. The transcript is spliced from 7 exons. Bases 195 to 2360 code for a protein of 721 amino acids. The record is from RefSeq and is a predicted model, not a curated record. Gene Ontology annotation, molecular function: potassium ion transmembrane transporter activity. Gene Ontology annotation, biological process: potassium ion transmembrane transport.